This is a messenger RNA of Monopterus albus (swamp eel), 330 nucleotides long. Its product is annotated as oxidative stress-induced growth inhibitor 2-like. The record is from RefSeq and is a predicted model, not a curated record. The transcript has 2 exons. The annotation marks the transcript as partial. Gene Ontology annotation, biological process: negative regulation of cell growth. Gene Ontology annotation, molecular function: growth factor activity. Lineage: Eukaryota; Metazoa; Chordata; Actinopteri; Synbranchiformes; Synbranchidae.
UUUAAUUCAGUCCAACAACCUGUGUGUGCCAUUUCCAGGCUAUGGAGGGCUCCAUGCUAACGCUGAGCCUGGCUAACUGGAUGGAGCUUCCUGGACUCAAACUGAAGGACUGGAUACGAGAGAAACGCAGAAAUGUGCGAAAUGACCGUGCCACGCCAGCAGAGAUAGCCUCCUACUACCAACACUACGUUUCCCAGAUGUCCCUGGAGAACAGCUUUGCCUGUGGAACCACCGUCACCUCAGUAACCAGGCAGCCGGGCAACCAGGAGGGGUCGCCGCCCCACUGGAGGGUGUUGGGACUGCAGCGCCAAGAAGGGGAAGAGCUGGCAG